GCGGCAGCACGUUGCGUUGGGGGUUUUUAACACGCGGCUCCGACCACGAAAAUUCAGUGUAUAUUCGCAAUCUCUCUUCUAUCUCUUUAUCGUUCUCUCUCUGUUUAUCCAUCGAAUAUCUGUCUCUCUCUCUCUUUCUCUCGUUUUCCAGAGCCGUUACCCGACCGCCCCCGCGCAGCCUCAUCAACCCUCUCGAGGAUUCACGGUGGGACCCGCCCACCCGCGCGCAAGUUACUUUCCUCUCUCCCUCCCCCUCCCUCUCUUUGGCGUUGAUUCUCCCCCUCUCUUCUCUAUCACGGAAGAAAACAGUAUCCGCGUGCAGUCGUGUUUCGCCGAAAUCGCAAAAUCGGGAGAGCGCUUUUCGAAAUCUUUCGAAAUCGAGAACUGACCAAGACUGAAUUGAAAAGGGCUGGUUUUCAGGCGUCUCUUCGGCCUAUUUUUUUCUUUUCUUUCGUCUCCCCCUUUCUUCUGGCCUUACCGCGCGUAGCGCCCCAUUCGACCAGGGCACGACGAGAGACCUGUCGCCGUUAUGGGGGAGGACCUGCCCUCCGGAGACGCCCGGCGCGGUUAGUUCCAGGUGGAACCGAGCGGGCUCGCGAAGGCGCGCCAGGUGUAGCGCCACUCACGAUAGUUGCAAGUGACGUUCCGGAGUUUUGUUUUGACAGCGGCCGACCUGUCGGCCGUUCGUCGAGAUAGUGUUAACCGGAGGGGGUGACUGGUUCAUUCUCGUGCGCCCUGCAGCGCUGGGACAGCUCGCAGAGGCACCAAUUGUGACAACGGAAGCAUUCAUGCUCCCCGUGGUGCGGUCCUGUGUCUGUUCCGUCCGGAUUGUGUGAUUGUGUCAGAUUGUUCUGCCGCUCAAACCCUUGGUCUCUGAGUGAUUGAAGGAUUACGCGGAGGGGAUCUACGAGAUAGUGCACAGUGACAUUUCUUUCUCUCGAUCGGAGCAACCUGAUCGAGGAUUUUAAACAGCGAUCAGUUAUAAUCAUGAUGAGCACGGCGAUAUUUCGAUCAGGCGGCAUCGGCGAUGAUCGCGACAGAAGAUCACGUCGGUACAACCCUCGGAUGAGCAGGGUGAGAAUCGGCGAUCGCCGAGCGUCGAAGGAUUCGUCCGGUGUCAAGUGCGGAUCGGUCGCGGCGAAACGGGGUGGUUCUGGAAAGUUUCUUCUGGUUGGUGCUGUCCUGGCAAUACAAUUCAUCGGUGCGGCAGCAAUAUCCAGCAAGGCAAGCAGCGAUAUCAAGGUGGAGUUCAAGAUGCCAAAAGAGGCCGAUGUGGGUUCUUCGAUCGAGCUCAGAUGCGAGUGGCGGAUAAUGAGUGGAAGCAAUCUCUACUCGGUUAAAUGGUACAAAGAUGAUCAUGAAUUCUUCCGAUAUGUGCCGGACAGCAGUCAGAGGACUCAGACAUUUCCCCGACCAGGCGUAACAGUCGAGACGAAAGCGAAUAGCGAGCAGCGAUGGUUAAGAUUGAAGAACCUCGCCCUGGAGAGCUCCGGUCAAUACAAAUGCGAAGUCUCCACCGAGGCGCCGUCUUUCGCCACUACUUAUCAAACUGCCAAUCUAACGGUGAUUUCACCUCCGGAGAGAGGACCGGAAAUCACAGGUCUGUCCAUGCAGUAUGCCGUCGGCGAAAACGUGACUGCCAACUGCACUGCCUGGCCAUCCGUGCCUAAGGCCAAUCUACGUUGGACCAUCAACGGCGAACCGGUAUCUCUCGAGAACACUGUUCAGCACCCACCGUUGCCGCCUAUGAGUAGCGGAAACAUUCCCAAUAGUCUGGGACUACGAUUGGAGGCUGAACCUCGACACUUUGCUAACAACGGACAGGUCAAGAUCAAAUGCUUCGCUGAGGUCGGUUCGCGCAUAUACGAGGCCGAGCGCAGGGUGAUGAAGGCGUACGUGAACAAUCAGAAGCUCAGCGCUGAUGAUAUGCACGCGACUGCAUGCAGCAUCCAUGCCAACAUCUUCGUUCAGCUGCUCACGGCGAUCCUCGCGCUCGUUCUGCUCACAACGUGACCUAUCGGCCUCCUUGCGUGAGUCAGCCCCUUCGAAUGGGAAUUACGUUGCGGCGCGCGCUCUAAAAACGCGCGACAGGUUCAGUGUCAGUUGUCCGAUCCUUAAAUAUAAAAUUAGGCUUAGCGAUUAAGCGACAGUAGGCGAUUAAUCGGUCGAUCGGCUCGCUCUCGGUCCAACCACGCUUUCGCGUUCAGCAAUGCACUACUGUCGUAUUUGCUUGUCGGCGGAUUGCUAAUGAAAUGUAAGGAGACACGUGAGAAAAUGUUGUUGAGAUGAGACGAUCGUAGCAAUUAUAAAAAAUAAUGUUCUGUUGAUCAUUAUGCAUUCAUCAUUU
Molecule: messenger RNA, 2347 nt
Organism: Acromyrmex echinatior (Panamanian leafcutter ant)
Lineage: Eukaryota; Metazoa; Arthropoda; Insecta; Hymenoptera; Formicidae
Source: RefSeq, a predicted model, not a curated record